Molecule: messenger RNA, 1018 nt
Organism: Rubroshorea leprosula
Lineage: Eukaryota; Viridiplantae; Streptophyta; Magnoliopsida; Malvales; Dipterocarpaceae
Source: the annotation of a GenBank genome assembly
GUGUUUCUCCUCUCAACACUUUUGCUACGCCGAUACCUAGGGCUAUCGCCGCCGCAUUUCUCAGUCGCCGGCGGAAAAGCCUCCCGGAAAAAUGUAUCUCCUUAGAAAUGCACUCCGAUCGAAUUCUUCUGUACGAACAGUGAAUCCAACAAUUGGCCUACCUUUGUAUCUUCGAGAAUCUCCGAGAUGUUUCUCCACCGAAACCGAACUGCCAUCAUCGCCGCCACCGGAGCCACAACCCGACGCCUCAGUCGAUCGAAUUCUUCAAUCAGCAAGCUCAGGUUUUUUGUUUGGAAGACUGUCCGGCGGCUCAAGAUACGCAUUGAAAAGUGAUAUUAUUAAGUUGCUAGAAGGUUCUAAUUUGACACCUGAUGAUGUCAAAUUCAGCUACAACUGGACCUUUGAUCCCAUUGCAACGUUGGUGAGGUUCCCCUCGCCCAGUGCUUACAAUCAUGCACAAAGGACAAUUCGGAAGUUUGGGUUUUACAAGUUUGAGAGGAUUAAUGGUUCCGAAUGGGAUAUCCUUGCACCAUAUGAUGGGAAAACUGUUGUACUGCAAGGAAUCCCACGAAAUGCACUUCCAGAUGAUGUGGAACGCUUUCUCUCAGGUUUUGAUUUUGAUGCAUCCUCCAUGCAGAUGUUUCAAAGGGGGUCAUUCCCCAAAAACAUCAGACUUGCAAUAGUACGCUUCCCUUCCCAAAUCCAAGCUAUGAAUGCAUUCCUCAAGAAGAACAGAGGGCUCUGUCUUAAUGACAGAAUCUCGGUACGAGUUCUUCAGUAAUGGUGAUUUUUAGUUAUUCUGGGCGAUUGUUGCAACAUUAUGAGAGGCAGGAGUUACAGGAUUUAGUUGGAAUUUUACAAUGCUAUAAUCGCAAGACAUCUUAGAUCUUAUUUUUCUUAUGAAUCAUGUAACUUUUUCAAGAUUUCAAGUAUUUUUGUGGAUUUGCGGAGUCAAUUACUGAAAUGGUGAAUCAUAUUGUUAUGAAAAAUAACGGAAAAUGGACUGGUUCAUCAAUCC